AUGAAUAUGUUAGUAGAUUUUCCUAUUGAUACGGGCGGAUCCGUAGUAGAGAUAGUCUCAGAUGGUGUUUAUGCAGCUCAAUUGGACAGACAACAAUAUGCAAAAGAGUUCAAUACUUGUCAACCUGCGAAGGUGAUGGAGAGAAUGGGCAUUUCAAAACUCUCCCCAACAUGUGCUAAUAGUCAUGUGUCCGUAACAGUUAAGACAACCUCUGAUAUGGCUGAUGCACUUGAAUUUCAGCCUGCCUGGAAGAAUGAUGGAUUAGGAUUUGCUGUAGUUGAACCUAAGAAGAAGAAGAAAUAG
Molecule: messenger RNA, 303 nt
Organism: Melampsora larici-populina 98AG31
Lineage: Eukaryota; Fungi; Basidiomycota; Pucciniomycetes; Pucciniales; Melampsoraceae
Exons: 1
Coding region: 1-303 (100 amino acids)
Source: RefSeq, a predicted model, not a curated record